Messenger RNA from Aspergillus bombycis, 339 nucleotides. Its product is annotated as LYR motif-containing protein. Gene Ontology annotation, biological process: iron-sulfur cluster assembly. The record is from RefSeq and is a predicted model, not a curated record. NCBI's taxonomy places the organism in Eukaryota, Fungi, Ascomycota, Eurotiomycetes, Eurotiales, Aspergillaceae. Gene Ontology annotation, cellular component: mitochondrion; L-cysteine desulfurase complex. The transcript has 5 exons. The coding region runs from base 1 to 339 and encodes 112 amino acids.
AUGUCUGUACCGGCAUUACAGCGGGACACUGCCUUCCAGGUGCGAUCCUUGUUUCGCUCCUUGCUCCGCCAGUCGUCCCAGUUCUCCAAUUAUAACUUCCGCGAGUACGCCCGUCGGCGGACAAGGGAUGCUUUCCGUGAACACCAACGUGAGACGGAAGAUAGGAGGAUACAAGAGUUGAUCCAGGAUGGUUUACAGAAUCUGCGGAUGAUGAAGAGGCAAACCGUCAUCAGUCAGUUCUACCAAAUGGACAGGCUGGUCGUUGAAGGUCAGAAGACGGGAAAGCAAGCUGGAAAAGAAGGGGAUAUUGUUCGCCAGAAGGAUACUGGUUGGGAUUAA